Molecule: messenger RNA, 6773 nt
Organism: Volvox carteri f. nagariensis
Lineage: Eukaryota; Viridiplantae; Chlorophyta; Chlorophyceae; Chlamydomonadales; Volvocaceae
Gene: morA
Product: microtubule organizing protein mora
Exons: 47
Coding region: 1-6297 (2098 amino acids)
Biological process (GO): mitotic spindle organization; microtubule polymerization; establishment or maintenance of microtubule cytoskeleton polarity
Cellular component (GO): kinetochore; microtubule plus-end; spindle pole
Molecular function (GO): microtubule plus end polymerase activity; microtubule plus-end binding
Source: RefSeq, a predicted model, not a curated record
AUGUCUGAUGACAAGGACGUUCGCGAGCUCGCAGAGGCAAAGAAACUUCCUCUACCGGACCGUAUUGCGCAUUCGAACUGGAAGGCGAGGGUUGCAGCUUAUGAGGACAUCAGCGCGGCGUGCAGGGAGAUAUAUGACGAUGCUGAUCCACGACUCUCGGAAUUUGCUCCACUGUUUCCGAAGGCUGUCACAGAGGCCAAUGCAGCUGCUGUCGACAAAGCCCUUGACGCGCUUGUGGUGUUCCUCACCAAGGCUACUGAACAGCACGCCAGCAGGAUAUGCGAGAAGACCUGCUCCAAUAUCGUGGCCAAGUGCCUCAGCGCCAGGACCAGUACGCUGACGCGUGCUCUGGAUGCGAUGCUGCUUUUCAUUGAGCUGGAGCAAGCAGAAAAGGUCACGGAGGCCCUCGUGUCUGGACUCGGCAACAAGAACCCCAAGGUGGUCGUCGCUUCGCUGGAGUUCCUGUACCAUGGGCUGAAUCUUUUUGGGCACCGUGUUGUGGCUCCACAGCCCAUGAUCAAGGCCUUGCCCGCCCUCUUUGAGUCCAAGGAUGGGAAAGCACGUGACAAGGUCAAGGACCUAGUGAUGGAGCUGGCACGGUGGCUGGGCCCGGACGCAGUGCGCACGAUGCUGUUUGAAAAGAUGCGCGAGGUCAUGCGCGAUGAGUUGAACCGGAACCUGGAGGGUUUGGAGCUCUCGCGGAAGCCGCCGCGCCUGACGCGCAAGCAGCAGGCCAAGGCUGCGGACGCUCGUGAGCAAGCGCCCGUGGGCAAUGGCGCCACAAGCAAUGGGGGUGCCGCAGCAGCCGCCGCAGAGGACGAGCCACCACCCGAGGCUGACCCAUAUGAUUUCGUGGAUCCGAAGAAGGUCCUCUCGGAACUCAAGUCGGACAGUUUCUGGGACAAACUGGAGGAGAAGAAAUGGACGGAGCGCCGCGACGCUGUGUUGCUCCUUAAGGGGCUUGCAGACACUCCGCGUAUUGCAUCGGGCGACUACGGUGACCUGAUGCGCGAGCUGCGGAAGUUGAUCAGCAAGGACAGCAAUGUGGUGGUGGUGGCGGAGUCGAUCAAUUGCUGUGGGCUGCUUGCUAAGGGCCUGCGCAAGGAGUUUGCGUCCUGGGCACGCAACCUUGCCGGUCUGUUGCUGGAGAAAUUCAAGGAGAAGAAUAGCAACGUGGGAAACGCUGUGGCGGGUGCACUGACGUUCAUGCACAAAUACUGCUGGAGCCUUACGGAGGUGGUUGAGGAUUUCACCGAGGCGAUGGGACACGCCAACCCGAAGGUCAAAGAGGACACGUACAAAUGGCUAACCGGCGCCGUGCCCCAGGAGCCCAAAGCCAAUUUGAAGCAGCUCGUGGCGCCUUUGAUGGGAGCAGCGGCGAAGGGGGCAGAAGAGGCCACUCCUGCCCUCCGAGAAGCUGCCAUGGGUUUCAUGGCGGCAUUCACUGUACGGUUUGGCAACACCGCCAUCCUGGAGAAAUUUGGCGCUAAGCUUGACGACGCCCGAAAGAAGAAGUUGCAGGCGGCGAGGACGCCUGGUCCAACCCUAAGCAUGAAAUCUCGCCUUGGCGCUACGGUGCGGCCGGCAGCGGCAUCGAAACCAGCGUCCGCAGCACCUGGCGGUGGCGGGGGACCGUCAGCCGGUGCAGGCGGCGGGGCCGGGGCCGGGAAAAAAGCGGCAAGUGGCGGGGACGGAGACGAUGAGGCAAGCCUGGCGUCUGGUAGCUUGUCACGCGACCAGGCCGUGCAAGCUCUGACGGACCUUGUUGGCGAAGCCACCGUGAAAGAGCUUCAGGACGAACAGUGGAAGGUGCGCCUGGAUGCCAUGGAGCGCCUGGUGGCCUUCGUUGGAGAGCCAGGAGUGGCCGCCGCCAACGGGAGCACCAUCGUGCAGUCAGUUUCGCACGUCCCAGGAUGGGCAGAGAAGAACUUCCAGGUGAUGGCGAAAGUUCUCGAGGCGUUGCGAGUCACGGCCACGGGGUGCCCCUCCUUCAGCAAGCGGGAUGCCUUCACUUGUAUCGGCGGCAUUAUCGACAAGGUUGCAGACUUGAAGCUUAAGCAGCCUAGCUUCGACACGCUGACCAGCUUCGCGGAGGCGGUGGGACCGCAGUUCAUCAUGACACAGUUGCACAAGAAGGCCGCCGCGCACAAGAACCCUAAGGUCCAAAGCGAGGCCAUCAACUGGAUCGGCCGAGCGAUCCUUGAGUUCGGGCUCGCUGGUAUGGAUGUGCGUGCCCUGCUGGACUGGGCAAAGGAAGAUUUGGGGUCAGCCAACGCCGGCGUCCGCAACUCAUCCAUCCAGCUGCUUGGCAUCAUGUACCGCUUCCUAGGGCCGGCCCUUGGGGACAUGAUUCGGGCGGAUGUAAAGCCGGCGCUCAUGACCGCCAUUGAUGGCGAGUUUGCCAAGAACGCGGACCUGCCGAAGCCCGAGCCCACGCGUGUUUCACGCGUUGCCACGACUGCCCGCGGCGGAGCUGCCGGUGCAAAGGGUGGCGCCAAAGGGGGCGGGGGUGGCAACGCGGGUGCUGCGGCAGGCGAGCUUAUCACUCAGCUUGGUAGCUCCAACUGGAAGGAGCGCAAGGCAGGUCUGGAUGCGAUCGAGACCAUUCUGACCCAGGCCGGCAACCGCAUUCAGCCGCAGACGGGCGACCUGCUUCCGGAGCUGAAGAAGCGCAUGGCCGACUCGAACAAGAACCUUACCACACAGGCGCUUACGGUGCUGGGGCGCAUCGCGAAGGCCAUGGGCAAAGCAAUCGAUCGACAGGGACGGCCCUUGUUGACCCCGGCUAUCAAGAACAUCACCGACCAGAAACAAACGGUGCGGUCGGCAGUCACCGAGAUGCUGGACGCCUGGGUGGGCGUAACAAGCGCAUCCUGUGUCAUGCCGGACGUGAUGGACUUCUACAUCAGCAGUAAGAUCACCGCCGACGGCAAGGCGGAGACGCUGAAGUGGAUGGCGUCGCUGGCGUCUGGGGCCAAGAUCAGCGACUGUUUGGUGGAUAUCCUGCGUGCUGGGGGCAUGGGCUCGACGGAUAAGGCCGCAGAAGUCCGCGAUGCUGCGUCAAAACUUAUGAUUGCUCUUGUUGAGACGAUUGGAGCUGCGGAGCUCGGUGCAGCUGCACAAACCCUGGACGUUGCGACUCGGAAGCCCGCCAUGGAUGCCAUCAGCAAGGUCACCGGCGCGCCAGUUCCCGUGGCAGCGGUGGCGGCAUUCGGUUCUGCAGCUGCAGCGCCUUCCGCAAAACCUGCAGCUACGCGGAGCUCAAAGGACAUGUUGCGCGCCUCCACGGCGAGCGGCAUUGCACGACCAGGAGGGUUAAACAGCACCAUGUCGCGACCGGGAACCGCGAAGACCAGCGGUGUUGCGAAGUCUAUGCACGGCUCGAGCAUGGGAGCUAUGGCGGCGGCCGAUGCUGGGCCAUUGCUUAUGCCAGACAACCGCAAAGAAGAUCGAGCUAAGAAGGGCCGCUUCAGGCCAGCGAAGCUGCAGAUCAUGCCGGACGAAGCAGUGACGUUGGAGGCGGAGUUCAGCCCGAUGCUCAGCCCCGCGUUGCGUGCGGCCGCGUUCAGCAAGGACUUCAAGAAGCACUGCGAGGCCGCGGACAUGCUGAUCAAGGCUCUGCCGGUGGUGUAUGACGAGGUCAUUGCCAUUGUGGACCUACUGUUUAGGUGGUCGACACUGCGCAUACUGGAGUCGAACACUGCCUCGCUUGUCAAGGUCUUGGAUAUGCUGAAGCUGCUCUUGGAUUUGAUGAUCGACCGCGGUUAUCGGAUAUCGGAAUACGAGGCCAAGCUAAUCCUGCCGGCCGUCGUCGAGAAAUCGGGGCAUAACCAGGAUAAGCUGAAGGCGGAGCACCGGGAGCUUUUGAAGCGUUUCGCGCAGGUGCACCCGCCCGUUAAGGUUGUGACAUACGUGAAGGACGGCUUGGAGUCUAAGAACAGCAAGACACGCGUGGUGUGUCUGGACGAGAUUGCAGCCAUUGUAGAGCGCACUGGUCCGGUCGUCGAUAGCCUCAUGGCAGCCGUGGCGCGACUCGUAGCGGAACGGGAUACAGCAGUGCGGGCGGCCUGCUUGGGUGUCAUGGAAGUCCUAUACUGCAUCGAAGGGCAGGGCAUGUGGGACUACGUUGGGCGCCUGACGGAUCAGCAGAAGUCGCUGAUUGAGGAGCGAAUCAAGGCAGUGGGCAAUCGCCUGGUCCGGGCUGGCCACCAACCCGGCUACAAGGCAGCUGAGUACGGUCUCCCGGUUCAGCCUUCAACCACCGCUGGGGUUGCAUCGCCCGCUGCCAGGGGAAGCCUCAUGGACUCCUUUUCUGGACGUGGGGCCCUCGCAACCUCGAUGGCGGCUGUCCCGCCACCAGCGAACUCGGACAGCCCGCCGCCAGUGCAAGCGGCGCCAGAGGGCUAUGAUGUUCGCCGUGUAAACUCUCCAGCCAUCAGCCGCUUUGGAUCUUUCAACAUGGGUGCUGUUCCCGUAUCCGGUGGCGAUUCUGCGGUGCUGACGUCUUUGGAGGGACCUGACGAGGAGGCCACAAUGCGCAAUUGGGUCAUCAUGCAUGACCGGCUUCAAGGCGAUGACUGGGAGGGCGCAACCCAAGCUAUGAAGCUGCUGUGCUACAGCUACAUGGAGCUGGACAAGCACAGUCCGCACGUUGUUUCACUACUCAUGGAUCCUCGCAACGCAGACGAACUCGUACACCUGUUAUCGCAACGGAUUGAGCAGUCCCUGUCGGAUGCUGCUGCUUCAACGAUGUGCCUGCCAGGCGGCCCCAUAUACAAUGCACGGGCCUGCAAGUACAGCGUCAACUCCCUAAUGAACUUGUGCAACGUGACGCCCCUCACGACGAGCCUAACUGACAGUGCGCUGCGGAGGCUCUGCAGCGUGCUGAUAGCUUGCCUCAUUGAUGGGCGUUUGCGUCAGGUGCCCGACGGUGAUGGGCUGCUGAAGGCCGUCAAUAUGCUUAUUAUGAAGUUGCUGGAGCAUGCGAACAGGGCUGGGUUGUUCGGCGGUUUCAUCCACUGCCUGCGCGUUCCUAACCCUCGGAUUUACGAGAUGGCUCACCCAGCGACGGCUGGAUCUGAUGGUGGUGAAGCGGAGAUGCUGUUGCGAUGGAACGACAUGCUCGUGAAGUGUUUGAUCAAGAUGACGAAACAGCUUGGGGCGUUGGUGCCGUCCCUCAAUGUGGGCAACGUGCUGGUGCACAUUCAUCGGUACAUGCAAGAUCUGGGCACCGAGGAGGUCCGCCGCCGUAGCUCAAAUGAGGACAAGCCCCUGCGGAUGGUGAAGACAAUGCUUCACGAGUUGUGCAAGCACCGUGGCUACGACAUUUACAAGGACGUCGAAGCGAUGCCAGGGGUUCAGGAGACCAUGGAGGAGAUGGUCAUGUUGCCGUACAUCCGCCUUAACUUGGAGACGCUGCAGCGCGCAGGUCAGAAUCUUCCGGGUUCGGCGGCGGCAGCGACCCUCAUGGCCGCCGCGGCUGCGCCCAGGCCGGCUAUGGCGCCCAACGCUGACGUGGCCUCGACCUCCGGGUCAGCAGCGGCUGGGGCGCCCCGCUCAAGAGGCAUACCGUAUGCCACCCCGGCCAGCACUGCAGCAGCCUCUGCGACGGGGGGCAAUGUGUCUCCGCUUAGCCUGGAGCCAUCGAGUCAUGAGUUCAAGCGGCCGGUGUUGGACGAUCAGGAGGCACGUAAUGUCUUGGCGACCAUCUUCAAGCGCAUUGGCGACAAAGCGCAAUCGCAGCAGGCGCUUGUGGAUCUGCACCACUUCAUCGACGCGAAUCCCAACAUCGACGUUUUGAACCAGAUGUUGAGCCAGGUGAGCCCAUACUUUAAGCAGUUCCUGCAGCGCGGUCUGUCCAAGGUGCGGCUUCAGCUUCAGCACGCGGCAUCGACUGCGGCAGCAGCGACUGCUCAGGAGCACGCUAGCGGAUCGCCAGCCGCCGCCGCCAAGCUAUCCGAUGGCGGUGGCGCCAAUAGCGGUGGCGGCAGCAGCUGGGGGACUCUGGAUGGAGACUCGGCCGGGCCGUUGUCGAGCCGGAUGACACUUGCCGACAAGCUGGCCGCUUCUGAGGCGCGUCCGCACAGUCCGGCGUCUCCCGGGCGCUUGCGGGGCGUUGGCAAUCUGGACGAGCUCCGCAGCCGCAUGAAUAGCCUGAGCACCAACUUGCACGAUCUGCCCGUGCGGAACUCGGCGAGCAUUUCAGUGCCUGGAGGUGUCUCGCAAGAUCUACUUGAUUUGCAGGAGCGCAUGAAGAAGAUCCAGAGCAUUGCCGCGGCAGCAGGGCCGAGCAGCUAGGAGGUGGAUUAAUGGUGGUGGGUAUUGCCACGCGCAGAGGUGUACAUCAUGCACAUGUUCGCAGGCGGGAUUCACGUUGCACUAUUUUUUGUGUCGAGGUGCUAUGGAAGGUGCAGUCUCAGCUUGCGAUUGUUUCCCGAAAUCAGCGGCAUUCUGGUAGUAGGUGUCACGGACUGUUUGUGGUGUGUUUAUGAGUGCUGUUCUGGUUUGUAUUCGUAAUUUUCAGUGAUCAUGCGCUCUGGUCCAGGAUGGCUUGACAUCAGCGUGCAGCGUACAGGCAUCGCUCAGGGGGGCGUGUUAAAGCGAGUGAGGUUUGUCUCACACGUGUUCUUGUUAGCAGUUCCACUGUUCGGUCUCAACCUUAACAGGUUCCACACACGUCGUACAUACUUCGCACGCUUUUUGACAUCAUUGAAAUGCAACUAAGCCUUCCUCUUAAAGGCCGUCAACACAAAGUAUGUAAUUGUCACUGCUUG